Molecule: messenger RNA, 249 nt
Organism: Cyanidioschyzon merolae strain 10D
Lineage: Eukaryota; Rhodophyta; Bangiophyceae; Cyanidiales; Cyanidiaceae
Exons: 1
Coding region: 1-249 (82 amino acids)
Source: RefSeq, a predicted model, not a curated record
AUGCAAGCACCGGAACAAGCGUCUAUAGCCGCUUUAGAGGAACUCUUACUUGCUGUCAGGGACAUGAACUCCACCGUGGAGAGUCUGCAGUCGAAAACUCAAGAACUCAGCGAGAAACUGCGUCUCGUGGAGCAGCUCGCUUCGGCGAUUGAUACUUCGCUUCGAGCUGCUGUGUACGAGUCACGAACACUGGGGCCCGAGUGGAAAGACGAUUCUUGUGAUGCCUCUGCUCCACACGCGGGCGGUUGA